AUGCUGGCAUGGUUUUUCGGGCCCUUGGUGGCGAUGCUCUGGGUUUGGCUCUGGUGCCUCCCAUCGCUGUUCAUCGCUGCUGGAAUGUCUGCACUGCCUGGUGGAGGUCUGCCUAUGCAGGGGUUGCAGGGGUGCUUCCGCUGUGUGGUGGAGAGGUCUCGGGGGCUGGAGAGGGUGUUGUGGACUUCUUUCCUACUGAUUGGAAGCAUCACCUGUGCUCCUCAAGGAGGUAGUGACCCCACAUGGAUGUACUUGACUUCAAACCAAGCUCCAGCCAGGCCAACUCCUGAGAAACCCAGAGGACAAGCAAGUGGUUCUGGCACUUACCGGUCUCCAGGCUCUCACUACAGCAGUGGCACAAACAUCGCUGGAGCUGCUAGCCCUUCUGGUUCUGGGCCAGCACUUUACAGCACCAACAUUGCUGGGGGUUCUGGACCAACAUCUUACAGCACCAAUAUUGCUAGGGGUUCUGGGCCAGCAUCUUACAGCACCAACACUGCUGGGGGUGCAGGACAACAUGGUGCCCAGAAGAGGCAGUCUGGUGUGCCGGGCAGCCAACAGCAGGUUUCAGAGGAGAGCUGGACCUCACCUGAUGGGGAGGAGCCGGUCUUCACGCCUGUAAGUGACGAGGAUCAAGUGUACGCUUACAAGUCUCGGUCCCGCUACAACAAGAACCGCUUCCUGUUCAGCCAGUCCCGCUACACCAAAACAGAACCACUUCACCCCCAGGAGCUAGUCUUCCCAUACCCUGGCAAGACAUCUCAACAAAGCAAGGGUGGAUUCUGA
Molecule: messenger RNA, 786 nt
Organism: Cololabis saira (Pacific saury)
Lineage: Eukaryota; Metazoa; Chordata; Actinopteri; Beloniformes; Belonidae
Exons: 3
Coding region: 1-786 (261 amino acids)
Source: RefSeq, a predicted model, not a curated record